AUGAGCCGGGAUGACUGCACUCCGCGGGGCCUAUCCGACCCGGAGUCCCAUCUUGAUCUUGCCGCCGCCCAUCGCCAGCAACCUCAGGCUCAGGUCGACCUUGACGCCGGUCCGAGGUCAGUCGCACCAACUUCAGCACACCAAGGUCAACAUGUCACUCUCAAUGCCGCUCUCGAGGUCGACAUGCUGCGGCACAAACUUCGCGCUCUCGAGACUAUUGUCGAACGUCACGGCAUCGCGUCACGCAUUCCCUGUCUCUCUGAAGCUGAAGAGGCGCGGGCGCUCCAGUAUCGUUGCGAGUGCCUCGAAGCGGCCUGCAUACAACAAAACAUGGACGUCGCUAGUAUCUUGACAAACUCACCGCCAGUCCCUUUGCCACCUGGAUACCCUUCAUGGCUUGAACAUCACUUUACACACAAUGACCGAGUAACUCACACCUCGGUUUCACAAGGCUCUGCGUCAGCCCUCGACAGGUUGAAGCCAGCGCCGUUUAAAUGCUGGCACGAUCAGUGCAUACACUAUGUCUACGGCUUCUCAACUCAGCAGGACCGUGACAACCAUCUUCGACUCCACUCAAACAACACAACUCUGGGCGACUCGGAACUGUUUAGAAAGCCUGGGGGUUCUUUGCAACCCAACGAGCGACGACCAGAGAACAGCAGUGUCCCCUUGCCGCGGGACCGAUUACCACCUAUUCAACCACCGACGACUCUCGUAACGACUAACCUACCUCCUCUCCCCUUUCCAACCCCUUCUACGGCUUCGACAAGGAGAGAAUCUGGCCUGGGCUUCACAUUUCCGGAUCCUAAACCAACAUUACCGCGAACCGGCGGGGAAUCCGUUCCUGAUCCUCAGCUGCCUCCGUUGAAACGAGCUCGUGUUGGACAUCAUCGCCUACAAUCGAUUGGGGAACUCAACCUUUUACGGAACAACGAACCUUGUCUCCGAUGCCGAGCUGCCAAUAGCCAAUGCGAUGCGAAUCACCCCUGCUCACGGUGCGUGGGAGCGCCAUCAUCCGAAUCAGAGGCGCACUGGCGUGUUCUAGGCUGUUACCGAGGGCCGGUCACUUCGCUGACCGAUGUUCUACUCCAAGGUAUGGGGUUUCUGGACGAGGCAAAGUUGUCUGUUUUUGACUGGUCACUUGCAGGUUCUUUUGCUUGGACGCAGCCUCAAACGCCUAUAACACCAUCUAAUCCACGACGAGGGAGCAUCAACGACCUUAUUCUAGCUCAGAAUCCGACUCUGGUUACAGCACCAAGAACUGUUUCUUGGAGAUUUGACUUUCAGGACACGUUUUGGUGGCAGGAUGGCGAGUUGGACCUGGACGAACGUCCUACUCGAGCCAUACAACCGAAUCUCCAUGAUGCAGCAUCCAUGCCUCCCGUUUUGCGCCUCAUCGAAUCCAGUUCAAGUUUCCGCGGCGCUGCCUUCGACCUUCUCGAGCUCCUGGCGAUCAGCGGUCAACUCUCUACGUCGCGAGAGGAGGAAAAGGUGAAGCACUCGGCACUCUUUCGGGCAAAACAGUUACUUCGAGAAGUCUUGUUCUACGAUGCAUCCCAACCGAACCCAACUAUCCAGGGAGAUAACCUUCCUCCCCGACCUCCGAUCGAAGGUGGUCCUUCUGCGGAACGAAAUCAGCUUCUCAGGGAAUGCACGCGACGCUUUCUGGUCUCGUUUGACUUUGCUACCUCAAACCCGGCAGCCAUGGGCAUAAAACAAUGGCUUGGAGUUUUCAUCUCACUUUGCAUAUUCAGCGCCGUGGAGAGAAUCUUGGUUGAUAUUGCGCGCUCCUCUAAAGUUAACGGUCAAAGACCAGCAGAGCCCUCUGAUCAAGUUGCUCGAACUGUUUACCAGGUUCUAGUAUCCCUAUUCUCGAACUCGAGCGACGCUUUAUCGAGCAGCGCCAAGCUGGAAGAACCACUCAUCCACCACAUAGCACGUGUUGUUCGCCGCGAAACCUGGCUUCCAAAGCACAUCUACUCGAGUUUCGACUUCCUCCUCAAGCUUGGAGCCGGUGAAGUUCCGAGCUAUGGGUUCAACGGAUUUGUUAUGCCAGCCAGACGAUACUCGGGGCCUUCAGGAUCUGGUCUUUUACCCCCGGCUCAACUGGAGCCCCCGUCCAGACAAGUCUUCCCAACCUCGACGCCAUUUAUAGGUCCCUCAGGCUCGGGCCUGCACUACGUACCGCUUGGUUCAAGACCGGAGUUGCAUCCUCCAGGGCAGUUUGUGCCGCCAGUUGAAGUGCCAGGGCGGACACGCAGACACACAGUAGGGGACGAUAUAUCACCAACCACCGAAUCGCGACGACCGUCUGGAGAGCCAAUAUCACCGUCAAGGCUCAGAUCCUCUUCUCGUCGAACAUCCUUGCGCCGCGUGUACUGCGACAAAUGCAACGAACAUCCAGAUGGCUUCCGAGGCGAUCACGAGCUUCGACGGCACAUGGACGCCAAACAUUCGGCCACAGUCAAACGAUGGGUUUGCAGAGAACCCAAGAACCCUAUACCUUCUUCGCCGCAGCCAAUCAUUCCCUUGUCACGUUGCAAAGCAUGUCUGGCACAAAAGCGCUACGGCGCAUACUACAACGCGGCAGCGCAUCUUCGCCGUGCCCACUUUCGACCGCAUCGAGUUGGUAAAGCUAGUGGUGAUUGGCCAUCCAUGAGCGUCUUGAAGGACUGGAUGCGCGAAGUACGUCAAUCUGUCGACGUUACCGAGGAACAUAUAUCUAGUGGGGAGGAUGACAUGGAGGAGUUCCAGACCCCCAUUGACUAUAGAGACUCCGUCUCUCAACGGGCAUCACUCGCCCCUGAAGCGCCGCUACAGACGGCCGCAGUUUUAGGACCACGCGUCUCGACAUCUGUUGAACCAUCGAUGCCGAUCGAACGAGCCAGCCCGUCUCGCCGACCUACCGAAAACAGGACCAAGUGUCCUCAUCCGGACUGUGGGCGCGAGUUUCGUGAUCUCGCCUCCCACAUGCUCACGCAUCAGGAGGAACGACCCGAGAAGUGCCCUAUCGUAACAUGCGAAUACCAUACAAAGGGAUUUGCGCGCAAGUACGACAAGAAUCGACAUGCCCUGACGCACUACCGCGGUUCAAUGGUCUGCCCCUUCUGCCCUGGUGUCGGAAGCCCUUUCGAAAAAGUCUUUACGCGCGCCGAUGUCUUCAAACGACACCUGACUGCUGCUCAUCAAGUUGACCAGACGGGUCACAGCAGUGGUCAUCGAUUACCCAGCGGCGAGGAUCCGGCCGGGACGAAAGCGAGGUGUUCGAUUUGCAAGAUUGGCUUCGGAACGGCACAAGACUUUUACGAGCAUCUUGACGACUGUGUCUUGAGCGUCAUUGUGCCAUCUUCCAGUACAUCAGGUCAGCAGGGUCGACCGCAGUCGCGACAGCAAUAA
Molecule: messenger RNA, 3396 nt
Organism: Fusarium falciforme
Lineage: Eukaryota; Fungi; Ascomycota; Sordariomycetes; Hypocreales; Nectriaceae
Exons: 4
Coding region: 1-3396 (1131 amino acids)
Source: RefSeq, a predicted model, not a curated record